Molecule: messenger RNA, 4491 nt
Organism: Punica granatum (pomegranate)
Lineage: Eukaryota; Viridiplantae; Streptophyta; Magnoliopsida; Myrtales; Lythraceae
Source: RefSeq, a predicted model, not a curated record
GAAAAACCCGUAAUCCUCCUCUUCCUCUUCCUUAGGAUUGCCACAUUGCUCUAUUUCAGCUGGCAGUCUUCAUGGCAAUGUGCUUCUUCUCUGCCUAAGACUUCAAACAAUACAUAACGUGUUAGGUUCGUGAGAAUGGAGAGUGGUGACGUGUUCCGAGUGAGCAGCGCUCGGCUGAGCAGCUCGAAUAUAUGGAGGAACACCACAAUGGAGGUUUUCUCCAGGUCCUCAAGGUACGAGGAAGACGAAGAGGCCCUCAAGUGGGCUGCGAUAGAGAAGUUACCGACUUACUUGCGGGUGCGGAGAGGGAUCCUAACUGAGGAGGAGGGCAGCCCCCGAGAGAUCGAAAUCCACAAGCUCGGAUUCGUUGAGCGGAAGAACCUCAUCGAGAGGCUGCUCAAAACUGCUGAAGAAGACAACGAGAAGUUCCUUAUGAAGCUCAGGCAGCGAAUCGAACGAGUUGGACUCGACUUACCGACGAUUGAAGUUCGGUUUGAGCAUUUAAACGUCGAGGCAGAUGCCUAUAUAGGAGGCAGAGCAUUGCCCACAAUGUUCAAUUUCUCAGCAAAUAUGUUGGAGGGCUUCUUGAAUUUCCUUCACAUUCUCCCAAGCCGAAAGAAACCGUUUCCAAUCCUCAAUGAUGUCAGCGGAAUCAUCAAGCCUCGCCGAAUGACUUUGCUUUUGGGCCCUCCGAGUUCAGGAAAGACCACGCUGCUGCUGGCAUUAGCUGGAAAGCUCGGGAAAGAUCUAAACUUCUCUGGAAGAGUCAUGUACAAUGGACACGAGAUGAACGAAUUUGUGCCCCAGAGGACUUCGGCUUACAUUAGUCAGUACGAUGUUCACAUUGGUGAAAUGACUGUUCGAGAAACUCUGGCUUUCUCUGCAAGGUGUCAAGGGGUUGGACCGCGUUAUGACAUGUUGGCAGAAUUGUCGAGAAGAGAAAAGGAGGCAAAUAUCAAACCGGAUCCUGACGUUGAUAUAUAUAUGAAGGCUGCUGCUCUAGAAGGACAAGAAACUAGUAUAGUGACAGAUUACAUGCUAAAGAUUCUGGGACUCGAAAUAUGUGCUGACACGAUGGUGGGAGACGAAAUGAUCCGUGGCAUCUCCGGAGGACAGAAAAAGCGAGUCACAACAGGGGAGAUGCUUGUGGGACCUGCAAGGGCGCUUUUCAUGGAUGAGAUAUCGACUGGGCUGGACAGUUCGACGACGUUCCAGAUAGUGAACUCACUGAGGCAGUCCAUACAUAUCCUCAACGGGACCGCCGUCAUCUCGCUCCUACAGCCGGCACCCGAGACGUACGACCUGUUUGACGACAUAAUUCUCCUGUCGGAUGGGCAGAUCGUUUACCAAGGACCCCGAGAGGACGUCCUCGAGUUCUUCAAGUCAGUGGGGUUCAAAUGCCCCGAGAGGAAGGGAGUCGCAGACUUCUUACAAGAGGUAACUUCUAGGAAAGAUCAGGUGCAAUACUGGGCCAACAAAGACAAGCCCUAUAGCUUCGUGUCGGUUAGGGAAUUCGCAGAAGCAUUCCAGUCGUUCCACAUUGGCCGGAAGCUCGGAGACCAGCUCGCAAUUCCAUUCGACAAGUCAAAAAGCCACCCCGCGGCACUAACCACCAAGAAGUAUGGAGUUAGUCAGAAGGAGUUGUUGAAAGCCUGCAUCUCAAGGGAGCUUCUCCUAAUGAAGAGGAACUCGUUCGUCUACAUUUUCAAGAUGACCCAACUCACUCUAAUGGCUCUCAUCACGAUGACGCUCUUCUUCCGGACCAAAAUGCGUCGGGAAACCGUGACUGACGGUGGGAUUUACUUGGGAGCGCUGUUCUUCAUCAUGGUCAUAAUCAUGUUCAAUGGAUUCUCCGAGCUCGCAAUGUCUAUAAUGAAGCUUCCCGUCUUUUACAAGCAGAGAGACCUCCUCUUCUACCCUCCAUGGGCUUACGCUCUUCCCACAUGGAUCCUUAAGAUCCCCAUCACUCUCAUUGAGGUCGCCAUCUGGGUCAUACUGACUUACUAUGUUAUCGGCUUUGAUCCCAAUGCCAGGAGGUUCUUCAAACAGUACUUGCUGCUUUUGUUAAUAAACCAGAUGGCCUCAGCAUUAUUCCGGUUCUUGGCGGCACUGGGAAGAAAUGUUAUCGUGGCAAACACGUUCGGAUCAUUUGCAUUGGUCACAGUGUUUGUCAUGGGCGGUUUCAUCCUAUCAUACAACGAUGUGAAGAAAUGGUGGAUAUGGGGCUACUGGAUUUCCCCGAUGAUGUAUGGACAGAAUGCCAUCGCCGUGAAUGAAUUCCUCGGGCAACGAUGGGGACAGGUUCCACCAAACUCCACAGACUCACUAGGAGUUAUGGUCCUGAAGUCGCGUGGGCUUUUUGUGGAAGCUCGUUGGUACUGGAUCAGCGUUGGAGCACUGAUUGGAUAUAUCCUCCUGUUUAACUUCCUUUUCACUCUGGCCCUACGGUAUCUCGAUCCUCUCGGGAAGCCACAGGCUGUGCUCUCGAAAGAGGCGCUGGAUGAGAAAAUUGCAAACAUGACCAGAGGCGACGUAGAGCUCUCAUCAAGAGGGUCGAAGAACCCGUCCGUGAGAGAGGUCGAAAGCCGGAGAAGCGUAUCAUCUGGUAGGACACUGUCCAAGAGAGUUGGAAGCUUUAACGACUCUGAUCUAAACAGAAGGCGAGGAAUGGUUCUUCCCUUCCAGCCCUUCUCUAUGGUCUUCGAUGAGAUCAGAUACGCCAUCGACAUGCCACAGGAGAUGAAAGAGCAAGGCAUUCCGGAGGAUAGGCUGGAACUCCUCAAAGGCGUCAGCGGCGCCUUCAGGCCAGGAGUCCUCACUGCCCUGAUGGGCGUGAGCGGUGCUGGGAAGACCACUUUGAUGGAUGUGCUGGCCGGAAGGAAGACGGGUGGCUACAUCGAAGGGACCAUCCGUAUAGCGGGAUACCCAAAGAAGCAGGAGACGUUUGCUCGGAUCUCGGGAUACUGUGAGCAGACUGAUAUACACUCCCCUCAUGUCACAGUGUACGAGUCCCUGCUCUAUUCUGCGUGGCUCCGGUUGCCCCCUGAAGUCGACUCCGCGACUCGAAAGAUGUUCAUAGAGGAAGUCAUGGAGCUCGUGGAGCUGACUUCACUCAGGGAGGCACUUGUCGGGCUACCAGGCGUGAACGGGCUCUCGACAGAACAGAGGAAGAGGCUGACAAUUGCAGUGGAGCUUGUGGCAAACCCGUCAAUCAUAUUCAUGGAUGAGCCGACCUCAGGCCUCGAUGCUCGAGCUGCAGCCAUCGUGAUGAGGACUGUCAGGAACACUGUGGACACUGGCCGAACCGUGGUCUGCACCAUUCACCAGCCCAGCAUCGACAUUUUCGAUGCGUUCGAUGAGCUUUUCCUGUUGAAGCGUGGAGGAGAAGCGAUCUAUGUCGGUCCACUGGGCCGACACUCUUCGCAUCUGAUCGAGUACUUUGAGGGAAUCAAUGGAGUUCCGAAAAUUAAGGACGGAUAUAACCCCGCAACAUGGAUGCUCGAAAUUACAGCGGCUGCAGAGGAAGCUGCUCUUGGAAUUAAUUUCACUGACGUGUACAAGAACUCCGAUCUUUACAGGAGGAACAAAGCACUAAUAAAGGAAUUAAGUACGCCUAUGCCGGGGACGAAGGAUCUGUAUUUCCAGACUAAAUACUCGCAGCCGUUCCUCACUCAGUGCAUGGCUUGCUUGCAGAAGCAACACUGGUCGUACUGGCGUAACCCGCCUUACACAGCAGUGAGGCUUCUGUUCACGACGUUCAUCGCCCUGAUGUUCGGGACGAUGUUCUGGGAUCUCGGCUCAAGAAGGUCAAGGCAACAAGAUCUACUCAAUGCGAUGGGAUCAAUGUAUGCUGCUGUACUGUUUAUCGGAGUGCAGAAUGCCGUUUCCGUUCAACCAGUUGUGGCCAUCGAGAGAACGGUUUUCUACCGAGAGAGAGCUGCCGGAAUGUACUCUGCCAUGCCCUAUGCCUUCGGACAGGUGGUCAUCGAGCUCCCCUACCUAUUCGCUCAGACGCUGAUAUAUGGGGUGAUAGUGUAUUCGAUGAUCGGGUUCGAGUGGAAGGUAGAGAAAUUCUUCUGGUACGUCUUCUUCAUGUACUUCACCCUGCUCUACUUCACCCUCUACGGAAUGAUGACCGUCGCCGUCACCCCCAACCACAACAUUGCGGCCAUUGUCUCCUCUGCCUUCUACGCCAUAUGGAACCUCUUCUCCGGCUUCAUCAUUCCUCGAACAAGAAUACCGAUCUGGUGGAGAUGGUACUACUGGGCAUGCCCAGUGGCGUGGACACUGUACGGGCUAGUGGCCUCGCAGUUUGGGGAUGUCCAGGAGACCCUGGAGUCGGGCGUGACAGUGCAGGACUUCAUAGAGAGCUACUUCGGGUUCAGGCACGACUUCGUCUGGGCAGUCGCGGUCGUCCACGUCGGGAUCUGCGUGCUCUUCUGCUUCACCUUCGCCUUCUCCAUCAAGGUUUUCAACUUCCAGAGGAGGUGA